AUGGACCUGGAGAUCAAGAGGAGUAGGAGGAAGAGGACAGGGUGCAAGAAACCUAUGAUCAAGUGGGUUAAUUUGACCAAGGACAAAGCUCAGGAGUUAGGGGAGAAGUUGUUGGCUAUGAGGGCCUGGAUGAGUAUGGGGGGCGCGUCUAAUAUGUGGUUCAAGACUGCGGAUUGCAUUAGGGUAGCUACUAGAGAGGUCUUAGGGGUCACAAAGGGCUCUCCUGGGAGUCAUAAAGGGGACUGGUGGUGGAAUGGAGAGGUUCAAGAUAAAGUGAAAGCUAAGAAAGUUGCUUAUUUGAAGCUAGUAGAGAGUACAAAUGUGGAGGAAAAAAAGACUUAUUGGGAGUGUUACAAAAAGGCAAAGAAAGAGGCAAAGUUAGCAGUUACGACGGCUAAGAACGCGACAUUUGCUCAUUUGUACGAGGAGCUCGAGGGCAAAGGAAGGGACAAGAGAUUGUACCGGUUGGCCAAGGGAUCAGUUCUUAGCCCAUGUUUAUUUGCCUUGGCGAUGGAUGUACUGUCGCGUCACAUCCAAUGGGAGGUGCCUUGGUGCAUGCUAUUUUCCGAUGAUAUAUUGUUGAUUGACGAGACACGUAGCGGAGUUAACACGAGCGGUUCUGGUGUAACCGCACUUGCAGAGCCAUGGGCGCAGGUGCGGAGCCACAAAAGCGGUAGUGUCAUUGCGGAUGCGAGGUUAGAGCUGGGUGGGAAAUACCGCAAAAGCGGAUUUUUGUAG
Molecule: messenger RNA, 738 nt
Organism: Nicotiana tabacum (common tobacco)
Lineage: Eukaryota; Viridiplantae; Streptophyta; Magnoliopsida; Solanales; Solanaceae
Source: RefSeq, a predicted model, not a curated record